AUGGGGUUAGAUUGCCUGACACUGAAUCAUGUUCUAGGUUUCAUGAAUAGGGCUUCGCCUCUCGUCAGCGCGAUUUUUGUGUUUUCUUGUAGAGCUAAAGCCACCGGGCUCCAAAUGACGUUUGUUGGAAUGGCUAAACACAUUGCAAUGAACAAUGAUGUGUUGUCUGAGAUUCUGUUGUGUCUGCCUGUACCAUCCCUCUUGAGAUUCCGAGCUGUCUGCAAAACUUGGGGCAAUAUCAUCGAUUCACAGCCUUUCCAAAAACUGCACACUCACAACAACGACAAAUCAGACGACAUGGUCCAUCUACAACUUACUCAUUCCAAUGAACAAGACAAGCUAUGUCUGCAAGUCACUUUUCCCAAUCUUGUAAAUCGAGUGCAAAAGGAACUGUCGAUAAAGCUUCAAUGCGAUCGGAAGUCACUUAUGUUAGUUGACGCAGUUAAGGGUCUAAUCUGCAUUAACCCAACUAUGUUUCAGGUGCCCGUAGCCAUAUGCAACCCGUUUCUAGGCAAACUCAAACUUCUCCCACUUAAAGCAUCUUCCCCUUCCAAAUGCUCGUACACAAUGUACAGGCGCAAGGUUGCAAUUGGUUUCGACGAAGACUACAAAGUAGUGCAGCUGCUGUCAUGUGGCCAACACCGCUAUUUCCAUGCCCAAGUGUUCUCAAAAAGUACGGAUUCUUGGAGGGAGUUGGCGGACAUCGUUAUUGAAGAUCUAGCUAUUGACUUAGUUGUUCCCAUUAAAUCCGGGUGCAAGAAUGGCUACUUUGUUCACUGGUACGCAUAUCUGCGAAAGGUUGGAGGAGAUGUUGAGCGGAAGAUAUUAAGCUUCGAUAUGAAGAAUGAAGUGUUUCGGGAAAUCACACUGCCUGUGGGUUACCCUUACAUUCAUCUUGUUAUUGUUAGAGGCAAGGCCCUCCGCGUCCACACAGUCUCUCAUAUUUUUGCCGAAGAUGAGCACUCGUUUCGUCUCUUUGAUUUCCUGACUUGUGGAAGUGAUAACUUAGUGAAGAUUUAUGAAUCGAGAUGUGCAGGAAGUGAACUGAGUUGGAAACAUGUGAUGAACGUACGAGUACCCCUCUCGGGCUCUGAGGUACCUCUCUGCAGGACUUGUUGUGUGUUUUUUAUGCAUCAAUCCGGUGUGUUUGUGUAUGAUUAUAGUGCACGCAAAUUCAUCUGCAAGCAUUCCGUCUCGGAAGUUAUUUGCAUGGAUGAGAUUGUUGAAUAUAGAGGAAGCUUCAUUUCAGUCUAG
Molecule: messenger RNA, 1254 nt
Organism: Salvia hispanica
Lineage: Eukaryota; Viridiplantae; Streptophyta; Magnoliopsida; Lamiales; Lamiaceae
Source: RefSeq, a predicted model, not a curated record